This is a messenger RNA of Leishmania mexicana MHOM/GT/2001/U1103, 1941 nucleotides long. Its product is annotated as cysteine peptidase, Clan CA, family C19,putative. NCBI's taxonomy places the organism in Eukaryota, Euglenozoa, Kinetoplastea, Trypanosomatida, Trypanosomatidae. Bases 1 to 1941 code for a protein of 646 amino acids. The record is from RefSeq and is a predicted model, not a curated record. Gene Ontology annotation, biological process: protein deubiquitination. The transcript has a single exon. Gene Ontology annotation, molecular function: cysteine-type deubiquitinase activity; cysteine-type endopeptidase activity. Gene Ontology annotation, cellular component: cytosol; nucleus.
AUGGACACCGUCGGCUCGUCAGUGCCGCGCUACGUGGAUGCAAAGAGUAUGGUGUACACCCUUCCCUGCUUUACCCCGGACAGGUCGCUGAGCAGCCCGACGAGCGGCGGCGCUGGUCCACGGAGCCAACCGAUCGCGAUACAGAUGUCUAUCUCACAGCAGCUGCCGAUGAUAUCCUCCAGCAGUGACUUCCGCGCAUGCGCACCAUCCUCGCCGCUCUCCCCAUCCCGCCGGCGUUUCGCUGCGAAUCUGUCGAGCACACUCGAGAUCCCGACGUACAACACGACCACCUCCACCGUCGUGGAGGAUCUGUCCUGCAGCUCGCCAGUGCUCAAGUCGUACCGGCAGCACUCCUUCUCCCAACCGAGGUGGGAUGCGUGUCUGGCCGACUCCCCCAAAUCCCCAGGCAUGAGCAUCCACGGCUGCGCAUCCCUCAGCGCCGGAGCCUCCGAGGCACCGGUGGCGAUGAGCCCGGCCACCUCGUUCUCGUCUGGGGCUGGCAGCAGCUCGCACAGCACGGCGAUCCACACAAAGUUCCUCGAGAUAACCGGGCACCCGCUGGGCUUGGAGAACUACGGCAACACCUGCUACUGCAACUCUGUCAUCCAGCUGAUCUACCACUGCGCCCCACUGCGGCUGCGGCUGCUCGAGCUGCACCACGUCUACCUCACCAAGAAGGGCAAGUCCGGCUUCGAGGAGGGCACGGUGCUCUUCCACCUCUGCAGUCUCAUCGGCGCUAUGCACAAGUCGAACAACCGCACCAAGGACAAGUACCAGCGCGAGAAGAUCGUCCCAAAGGACCUGCUAAACUGCGUGCGCGCCAAGAACGAGGUCUUCAACAACGACAUGCAGCAAGACGCGCACGAGUUCACCAUGUUUCUGCUGAAUGACAUCUGGGACACGGAGCAGCGCAUCAUGGCCGACCCCGCCAACGUGAACCUCUUCCUCAAGCACGAGGCGUCCAUGAAGAAGAAGGGGUCGUUGCCCUUCUCCUGGAAGCACAGCAAGGAUAAGCACAUCAGCAGUCACAAGGAAAACAAGCUUGACAAGACAACCUCGGCAGCGGCCACCAACAGCGACGCCGGCACGAGCGGGGGCAAGGCGGUGGAUGCACAGCAGCACUUCAGCAGGGAGCUCACCCCUCUCCAGGUAAUCCUGCAAGGCCAGUUUGGCUCCCUCACCGCCUGCCUCGAGUGCGAGAACGUGACCGCCCGAGAUGAGGUCUUCAUGGACCUCAGCCUCGAGACGGCACAGGGCACGUCCCUGCUCCGCUGUCUCGACCACUUCGGCGACCCCGAGUACUUCUGGGGGACGAACAAGCUGCGCUGCGAGGAGUGCAAGAUGCCGGUGCGCGCCGCCAAGACGAUCCACGUGCAGCAGCUGCCGCAGUAUGCGCUCCUUAUCCACCUGAAGCGCUUCCAGUACGACGUGAAGAAGCAGACCUUCACCAAGAAGGCAGAUCACGUCGCACUGCCGAUGCAGAUGGACGUGGAGGAGUACCUGACGGACCCAGAGGUGAUCGAGCAGAACCUGCGCAACAAGCAGGCGCGCUCGCAGAAGAACAGCGGCGUUGACGCGGGCAGCAGCACCGGCGGGCACGACAACAGCGGCAGCGGACAGAAAAACGGGGCGAACACCACUUCGUCGCUCGACACAUUCAAGCCGGCGUCGGAGGAGGUGCGCCGCAAGCUUCGUGGCGUCGCCCGCCACAAGGCGCGCUUCGAGCUGACAGGCUUUGUCGCCCACAUUGGCGAGGGACCGAACUCUGGGCACUACUUCACGUGUGUCCGCUACGGUCCUCAGCUGUGGCGCCGCUUCGACGACGAGACUGUGUCGACGAUGGCGGAGCGAGAUGUGAAGCAGUACUUUGGCGUUCCAUCCGACGCUGUCGGCGUAGUCACGACGACGGCCUACAUCCUGCUCUACGAGCGCGUUGCGUAG